Drosophila persimilis is the source of this 1255-nucleotide messenger RNA. Its product is annotated as spaetzle-processing enzyme. The record is from RefSeq and is a predicted model, not a curated record. Gene Ontology annotation, molecular function: serine-type endopeptidase activity. Gene Ontology annotation, biological process: proteolysis. Bases 29 to 1234 code for a protein of 401 amino acids. The transcript is spliced from 4 exons. NCBI's taxonomy places the organism in Eukaryota, Metazoa, Arthropoda, Insecta, Diptera, Drosophilidae.
GCGAUCAGAUCAAUCGUAAUCAGCCAAGAUGCUGACGGAUCCGAAGCAGAUGCUGAUGCCGAUGCUACUACCGCUGCUGCUGCUGCUGGUGGCCGGUGCACAACGAUCUGAUGCUGCGCAGAUCACCUUCGGCAGCUGCAUCCCGCAGGAGAGUGCAGAGCGCGGCUUCUGCGUCCACAUUGAGAGCUGUCCCUUCCUGUUCACCAUCCUCAAUACGGAUAAGACGACCCCGGCCCAGCGCACACUGCUCUCGAGGAGCCAAUGCGGCCUGGACAACAGGCGCGAGGGUCUGGUGAAUCGCAUUCUGGUGUGUUGUCCGGUGAGCAAACGCGCCGGCCAACUCACGAAUGUCCACACUGCGGCAGAGGAGCACUUGCCGGGCAACGUUCUGCCCGGCAAUGAGACAUGUGGCAUCCAUUUUGCCGACCGCAUUGUGGGCGGCCACAACACCACUCUCUCAGAGUUCCCUUGGAUGGUCCUGCUGCAGUACAAGAAGCUUUUCUCAGAGGAUUAUAGCUUCAAUUGCGGCGGGACCCUGAUCAACUCUCGCUAUGUGCUGACUGCCGGACACUGCCUGGCCAGUCGCCGACUGGACAUGUCCGGCACAGCCCUGCAUGCUGUCCGCCUGGGCGAGUGGGACACCAAUACGGACCCCGAUUGCGUGACCGAGAAGAAUGGCCAGAAGACAUGCGCCCCCGGGCACAUCGACAUUGAGGUGGAGAAGCUAAUCAUCCACGAGGAAUAUGUCCCCAACUCCAUUGACCAGAUGAACGACAUAGCUCUAUUGCGUCUCAAGCAGAGUGUCAGCUACUCGGAUUAUGUGCGACCUAUUUGCCUGGGCGUCAAUGGCGAUGUGCGGACGAAUCUGUUCGAGGGCUAUGCCAUGGACGUGGCUGGCUGGGGCCUGACCGAGAAGAAGGUGCCCAGUCCGUGGAAGCUAAAGAUCACCGUCGAUGUGUGGAACUUGAAGACGUGCCAGGACAAGUACAGCCCGUACAAGUACAAGCUGAACGAUAACCAGCUGUGUGCUGGUGGCAAGGCGAAUGUCGACACCUGCGGCGGCGACUCGGGCGGUCCCCUGAUGGUGGCAAUCAACACUGGCGGCAGGGAGGUGUUCUAUGUGGCCGGCAUCACCUCGUACGGCCCGGAUCCGUGCGGCCUACCGGGCUGGCCGGGCGUGUACACCCGCACGGGUGCCUUCAUCGAUUGGAUACAGCGUAAAUUGGAGGCAUAAUAAAUAAUGUUUGCUAAUUUA